AUGCCUCACGCGGACAGCAGCUACUUGCCCGACAGUGUAAUAACCAAAGCUCAACUCUGGGCUCACAUACACGAACAAUUGGGAUAUCUUAUCGCCAGCCAGCAUUCCUUCCGGACGGACUGUCAGGUGUCCAACCUCGCCAACGCAAGUAGCCUCAUAUAUCAUUCGCUCGCAUCCUUUCCCGAGUUUGGAACGGGGGAUUCGGCGGUGAAUUGGUCUGGCUUUUAUUUGGCCUCUGAGUUUGUCCCUCACUCCAAGCCAGACCCGUCCGGACCCAGACUACUCCUCGGUCCAUUCUGCGGGCGCCCGGCAUGCCAGUUUAUUCGAGCUCAACCAGGCAAGGGCGUCUGCGCUGAUGCCUUUGUCAAUAAAUCUACUGUGCUUGUCAAGGACGUCGAGGCCUAUCCAGGUCAUAUCGCAUGUGAUGGGGGAACAAGGAGUGAGAUUGUUUCGCCUAUUUUUGCUGCAGAUUGUUUGAAGGAGGGCGCGUUUGAGGAGGUAGAUCGUGAAGGAGUUGAGAAGAUCGCAAAGCUUCUGGGAGGGGUGUGA
Molecule: messenger RNA, 549 nt
Organism: Rhizoctonia solani
Lineage: Eukaryota; Fungi; Basidiomycota; Agaricomycetes; Cantharellales; Ceratobasidiaceae
Product: methionine-R-sulfoxide reductase
Exons: 3
Coding region: 1-549 (182 amino acids)
Source: RefSeq, a predicted model, not a curated record